Molecule: messenger RNA, 876 nt
Organism: Rotaria socialis
Lineage: Eukaryota; Metazoa; Rotifera; Eurotatoria; Philodinida; Philodinidae
Source: the annotation of a GenBank genome assembly
AUGACAAUUGAUCGUUAUCAAGCCAUUGUUCAUCCAUUAAAUACAUAUGCGUGGACACCUCAUACAGGUCUUUUUCAUAUGGUAGCUGUUUGGUGUUUAAGUAUUUUUCUAGCAGCGCCACAAUUAUUCAUAUUCCGUUUGGAAUACGAUUCAAAUCGUACAGUAAAAAUGUGUACGGCCAAAUUUUUAGGACACAAUGGUACAUGGGAAUUAAUUUAUAUUAUAUGGACGAUUUUCGUUCAAUUCAUCUUACCUGUAUCUGCACUAAUAUAUUGCUAUGGUUCAAUUUAUUUUAUUGUAAACCGAAACUUUUCAAUGUGUCCAUCACCUAAUAAUAUCACCACAACAAGUAUGAUUAAUUUACCGUCAAUUGGUAUUAAGAAAAAUUCAACGAAUGCAUCAGCAUCGCCAACAUCUACAAUAGAUCGAAGAACAAGAAAUGCUCCUGAGAAUCAUGUACACGUUCGUUAUCCAUGUGUUAAAUGCUCAAAUAUAGCAACCGUCACAUAUAUCAAUAAAUCUUCACCAAUAAUGUAUCCCGUUGUGUUUCGUUUAAGACGUCAAUCAUCGACAUUAUCAAAACGACCAAGUUCAAAUAGUUUAGAUGGACAAAACCUAAAACAACGCUAUGGUGCCAGUCGUUUUCUAUCUCGUGCACGUCUUAAAACAAUCAAAUUAACAUUUAUCGUCGUUGUUGCUUAUAUACUUUGCUCAACACCAUUCUAUAUUGGGUCAAUAAUUAUGGCUUUGAAUGGAAAAUUUUUAUCGCAAAAAACCAUGAAUUGGCUUAUGACUAUCUUUAGUCUUCUAUUCAAUUUAAAUAGCUGCUCAAAUCCCAUCAUAUGUCUUACAUUAAGUAGCACUCUAUUUCGGUAA